Molecule: messenger RNA, 948 nt
Organism: Eucalyptus grandis
Lineage: Eukaryota; Viridiplantae; Streptophyta; Magnoliopsida; Myrtales; Myrtaceae
Exons: 2
Coding region: 88-705 (205 amino acids)
Source: RefSeq, a predicted model, not a curated record
AGGAUACUUAAGCACUUCUUUCGACUUGAUCUACGUUUCUUAUCCACCCGCUCACGUCCCCGCUUCCACACUCUCAGCCACCCACUCAUGGCUCUAACCACAGUCCACGGCGGUGGCGGAGGUGGCGGCAGGAUCCUCCCCGUCGCCCCCUCCAGAGCCAGAGCCACGACCACCACCGUCCCAGUUCGCCGCCUCCUCUUCCCCAUCUCGCCCAGAAGAACCCUCCACAUAGCCUCGGCCAAGAAGCUCUCCCCGAGGACCGGCAAAUUCGACAGUAGGAACCGGAGAGGCACCACCACCACCACGACCGAGGACCAGCAGGAUGGUGAAGAUUACGUCCAAGGCCAAGGGACGGCGGAGAUCGAGAGGGUUGGGCCCGAGAGCAGCGCCAUGGAGAGCUCCGGCGUCGCCGGCGACGAUGGGUACUUCCUGCCGGACCUUCCUGGGGACAAGCCUGAUUUCUGGGAGGGCCCUCAGUGGGACGCUUUCGGGUUCUUCGUGCAGUAUUUGUGGGCUUUCGGCAUCGGUUUCGCGUUGAUCGCAUGUGGCAUUGCCGUCGCGACAUACAAUCAAGGAGCUACAGACUUUAAGGAUACGCCGGUCUACAAGGAGUCGGUCCAAUCACGGGAUCUCCUGGAAGAACCCGACGCUAACUCGGAUGUGUUCGAGUCCAAUCCGACUGAGGUGGCCCCGAGCUUGGAAUGAAUAGAGGCACACACCAUUGAAUGGAUCUUGUGUUGGAUCAUAUAAGUCUUAGACAGGGAAACAAACUGGGGAGAAGGGACUUUCUCUCCAUUUAGAGGAAGUUACUGUAAGUUCCUUCUGUCAUUGUAAUUCAAAUACUUUGAUUCCGAAACGGAUAUAAUGUUUUUCAAGCAUGAGCUGAAAACCAAGGACCGUGAACAUGAAUUGCCGUCGAUAUACAAUUGCUUGAAUCUCUUUUCGCAA